UGGAGACAGCUACUAUAGUCCCACUCUGUGACCAAAGAUGGCCGUUGUGCUUGAUGCCUUCAUCUCCGGGCUGGUCCGUACGUUGAAGGACAUGGCUAAAGAGAAGGUGGACUUGCUGUUGGGCGCUCCCGGGGAGAUCCAAAAGCUCCAACGCACUCUUCACAAUAUCCAAUCCGUCCUUCAUGAUGCCGAGCAGCGCCGAAUCGACGACAAGGCUAUCAUGUACUGGCUGACUGAGCUGAAGGAUGUCAUGUACGACGCCGACGACGUCCUCGACGAGUGCCGGAUGGAGGCCGCGAAGUGGACUCCUCGUGAGUCCGAUCCGAAGCGGUCCACCUUGUGCGGAUUUCCCAUCUUUGCUUGCUUUCGCGAGGUCAAGUUCAGACAUGCGGUGGGCGUCAAAAUCAAGGGUGUCAACGAUCGGCUGGAAGAGAUCUCGGCCCGAAGGUCCAAGCUGCAACUCCAUGUGUCUGCGGCCGAACCAAGGGUGGUUCCUCGAGUUAGUCGCAUAACUUCCCCCGUGAUGGAGUCUGACAUGGUUGGCGAGCGACUGGAGGAGGACGCCAAGGCACUGGUGGAGCAGCUGACAAAGCAAGAUCCGAGUAAGAACGUGGUGGUGCUGGCAAUUGUGGGGAUCGGCGGCAUCGGAAAGACCACCCUCGCUCAGAAGGUGUUCAAUGAUGGUAAAAUCAAAGCCAGCUUCCGCACCACCAUCUGGGUGUGCGUGUCCCAAGAGUUCAGCGAGACGGAUCUUCUCGGAAAUAUCAUUGAAGGUGCUGGUGGAAAAUAUAAUAGAGAACAGAGCAGGAGUCAGCUGGAGCCCUCGGUGGAGGGUAUCCUGAGAGGGAACAAGUUCUUGCUGGUGUUGGAUGAUGUUUGGGAUGCUCAGAUCUGGGACGACUUGCUCCGCAAUCCUUUGCAUGGAGGAGCAGCAGGGAGCAGGGUGCUGGUGACCACCAGAAACGUAGGGAUCGUGACGCAAAUGAAGGCGGCCCUCGUCCACAGGAUGAAGCAACUGCCUCCAGAGGAUGGCUGGUCCCUCCUGUGCAAGAAGGCGACGAUGAAUGCAGAGGAGGAAAGGGAUGCCCAAUAUCUAAAGGACACAGGCAUGAAGAUUGUUGAGAAAUGCGGCGGGCUUCCCCUGGCCAUCAAGACCAUCGGAGGGGUCCUCCGCGACAGAGGACUCAACAGAAGUGCGUGGGAGGAAGUUCUCCGCAGCGCCGCAUGGUCACGGACCGGGCUUCCCGACGGUGUGCAUGCAGCACUGUAUCUGAGCUACCAAGACUUGCCGUCCCAUCUCAAACAAUGCUUUCUCUACUGUGCCUUUUUGCGCGAAGACCGUGUGUUCCACAUGUUACCCAUCGUCAGAUUAUGGAUAGCCGAGGGGUUUGUUGAAGCACGAGGAGAUGUCAGCUUGGAGGAAACAGGGGAGCAAUAUUACAGAGAGCUGCAUCAUAGGAGCCUUCUACAAGCGCAAUUUUCCCAUUCGGACGAUGAUCAUUCCAAGAUGCAUGACCUGCUGCGAUCUCUCGGCCAUCUCCUAUCGAGAGAUGAGAGCUUGUUCAUUAGUGACGUGCAAAAUGAGUGGAGAAGUGCUGCCGCCCCGAUGAAGCUGCGUCGGUUGUCGAUUGUGGCCACUGAAACCACGGACAUCCAGCAUGUCGUCAGUUUGACCAAGCAACAUGAGUCGGUGAGGACAUUGUUGGUGGAGGGAACACGUAACAAUAUGGAGGAUAUAGAUGAUUGCUUGAAGAACCUCGUGCGACUUAGAGUCCUCCAUUUUACAGGCAAUCUUAUGCACACAAAAAUUGAUAUUCUACCUCACUAUAUCGGAAAUUUGAUACACUUGAGAUACUUGAAUGUGUCUUGGACCCGUAUAACGGAGCUUCCAGAGAGCAUAUGCAAUCUGACGAAUUUACAGUUUUUGAUCCUCACAGGAUGUAGACAGUUGACACAUAUCCCCCGGGGCAUAGAUGGGCUGGUCAAUCUAAGGACACUCGAUUGUCAAAGUACACGACUGGAGAGCUUUCCAUAUGGAAUAGGAAGGUUGAAGCACCUCAAUGAACUCCGAGGAUUCGUCGUGAACACGGGUAAUGGUCCGUGCCCAUUGGAAGUACUAGGCGGCCUCCAGGAGCUCAGAUACCUCUCCAUUUCGUUGGAGAGGACGUGGCUGGAAGCUCAAUCCGGAAGGGAUACGAGCGGAUUAAAAGGUAACAAAAAACUGAAGCAUCUACAUUUUCGUUGCUCGUCCACACCGACAACCUAUGGUCACACGAAGAACCAGAUUGAAAGAAUCGACAAGGUGUUGGAUGUGGCACUUCAUCCACCGUCAUUUGUUGUUUCGCUCACGUUAGACAAUUUCUUCGGCCUCCGGUACCCCAGCUGGAUGGCGUCUGCAAGCAUCAGUUCGCUUCUUCCAAACAUAAGACGUUUGGAACUAUUUGACUGCGAUCAUUGGCCACAGCUUCCACCACUAGGGAAGCUCCCCAGUUUGGAGUUUCUUGAAAUAGUAGGUGCACGUGCAGUGACCACCAUCGGACCGGAAUUUUUUGGGUGUGAAGCUGCUGCUACUGGUCAUGAACGGGAACGGAAUUCAAAGCGCCCUUCUUCUUCUUCUUCUUCUUCUUCUUCACCUUCUCCUCUGUUGUUUCCGAGUCUAAGGCAGCUGCAACUCUGGAAUAUGACUAACUUGGAAGUGUGGGAUUGGGUAGCGGAAGGUUUUGCUAUGCGUCGCCUAGACAAAUUGGUCCUCCAUAAUUGCCCCAAGUUGAAGUCUCUACCGGAAGGCCUGAUCCGACAGGCAACCUGCUUAACCACAUUGAAUCUGUGGGAUGUGUGUGCUCUCAAGUCCAUCAGAGGUUUCCCUUCUGUGAAACAACUGAGGAUAAGUGGUGAAUCAGAUCUGGAGAUUGUUGCUGAUCUCCCUGCACUGGAGGUCUUGGAGUUGGGCCCGUUUGGGCGUCUCAACAAUCAUUUACCAGAGUGGUUGGCGCAACAAUCAUUUACUACGCUCCAGAGACUGGACGUAAGUGGAACCACCCAACAACUCGUCAGAUGCCUCCAAAAUGGCGCAGACUGGCCCAUGAUCGAACGCUUUCCAAUUUUUUCCAUCAGAGAUGGCCGAGGCAAUUAUAUAAACUACAUCAAGCAUUCCUGCACCUUCGACACAAACCUAGUCGAUGAUGAUGCUGUUUUUGCUGCUGUUGCUGCUGAAGAAGAAGAAGAAAAAAGAAGAAGACAUCAAUGAUCUUUGAGGGAGAUCGACAUCAUCCACGAUGUAAUUGGCAGUCAUGUCUAAUAUGAUCAUUGCAAAUGGAGCUGACCAGUGUCUGUCUGUUUCCUCGGCUUCCCUCACCUUCUUAUACAUGUAGCUCUAUUUUUUAUGGUGAUUAAUUCAAUGCUGUGUAUGUUGGCAGUGAAAUGUCUUGAUCAGAGUAUUUGUAGCAUGUCAUUGGUUUUGGAAUGUUAGAUCGGAAAAAAGAUUAU
This is a messenger RNA of Musa acuminata AAA Group (dessert banana), 3486 nucleotides long. RefSeq names its product putative disease resistance protein RGA3. The coding region runs from base 38 to 3247 and encodes 1069 amino acids. The transcript has 2 exons. NCBI's taxonomy places the organism in Eukaryota, Viridiplantae, Streptophyta, Magnoliopsida, Zingiberales, Musaceae. The record is from RefSeq and is a predicted model, not a curated record. Gene Ontology annotation, molecular function: protein binding; ADP binding. Gene Ontology annotation, biological process: defense response to other organism.